AUGGUCGCCAAGAAAUACGAUUUCGUUGUGGUCGGUGGGGGCACUGCAGGUCUCGUCUUGGCCAAUCGGCUCAGUGAGAACAGCAAUGUAAGCGUGCUUGUCCUCGAAGCGGGGCGCGAUUUGACAUCAGAUCCUCGUGUCACAACUCCUGCUCUGUUUCCCACCUUGCUAGGAACAGACGCAGACUGGAACACAGUAACAGAACCGCAGCUGGCCCUUAAUGGGAAGACUGUCAGCAUUCCGCAUGGACACGUCCUUGGAGGAAGUAGUGCUAUCAACGGGCAGGCUCUUGUUGCCAACGCGAAAGUGAACAUCGACGCAUGGGGUGGUCUUGGUAACCCUGGCUGGAGCUGGGAAACCCUCGCCCCGUACUACAAAAAAUUCCACACCCUGGAUCGUCCCCCAGCAGAUAAGGUUACCUUUCGUCAUCUUCAUUUAAAUCUCAUUGACAAUGCUGUACGGGGUUCGGAUGGGCCAAUCAAGACCAGCUUUCCUGCUGGUACCGAGAACCCGGUCCCCAGAGCAUGGAUCGAGACUUUAGAUUCAUUGGGUCUAAAGGCUACGAGCGACCCUUUCUCUGGGAGCAAUGUGGGCGCAUACACGAAUGCUGCUACGAUUGACCCUCAGACUCGUCAGCGAAGCUAUGCUGCUUCCACAUACUGGAAACCCGUCCAACACCGACCUAACUUGACCGUCGUCAGCGGAGCCAGGGUCCAGAAGCUACUUUUACACGGUACCAACAAGACCAGAGUCGUGGGUGUAGAAUAUAUCCACGAAGAUGAGACCAGGACUGUUGAUAUCAAAGAGGAGGUAAUCCUGGCAGCUGGGGCCUUGAACUCCCCGAAACUCCUCGAACUGUCUGGCAUAGGUGACCCAGAGCUUCUGUCAACACUGGGUAUCCCUGUCGUUGUCGGAAACAAGUACGUCGGGGAAAACUUGCAAGACCACCCAAUGGCCGGGCUAAGUUUCGAAGUUGGUGACCAGGUGAAGACCAUAGACGAUCUUCUCAGGCAGGACCCCGCCGCGUUAAAGGCAGCUAUGGAGCAGUACGGAACCUCACAAUUUGGGCCCCUAGCCAUCGGUGGUAUAUUCUCCUAUGCCUUUCUACCCCUGCUGAACAAGAUACCUGAUUCGCUUGCCAAUUAUCGCGACCCCGAGGACACACAUCCGCUCCAAGAAGCUCAUACGGAUUACUACCACCAUCUGCUCGAAAAAGGAGAGGAAUCCACAGGAGGGUUCUUCACCUACGCGGCACAAGGGAACUUCAGCUCCGGAUCUGGCUCUUCCUUGAUGUCUUCUGGUUUCCUACCUGGUAAUUAUCUUUCCAUUGCUAUACUGCUGCUUCAGCCCUUGUCUCGUGGAUGUGUGCAUAUACGUAGCGCGAACCCUUCAGAUCCCGUUAAGGCCGACCCGCGAUAUCUCGCCCAUCCGCUCGACCUUGAGGUUCUUGCCAGGCAUAUGACUUACAUAUCCACCAUCAUCUCCACGGAGCCACUGGCGUCUUUGCUGAAGCUCGACGGGCGCCGAAAUGCUGGAGCGCCAGCCAACCUCACCGAUCUCGAGGAAAUGAAAAAAUACCUCAGGAAUAUGACACAGAGUGGGUGGCACCCAACCUCCACAUGCGCAAUGCUCCCACUUGAUAAAGGUGGUGUGGUUGAUGAACGACUGGUGGCACACGGGACUACGAACCUGCGGAUCGUCGACGCGAGUGUGUUCCCCAUCACUCCAAAGGGCAAUCCGAUGGCGACAGUCUACGCAGUCGCCGAGCGAGCAGCUGACUUGGUGAAGGAAGACCUAAGAGACAGAAGGGAAGCAACGAAGGCCGAGUAG
This is a messenger RNA of Neoarthrinium moseri, 1830 nucleotides long. RefSeq lists its product as uncharacterized. Lineage: Eukaryota; Fungi; Ascomycota; Sordariomycetes; Amphisphaeriales; Apiosporaceae. The coding region runs from base 1 to 1830 and encodes 609 amino acids. The transcript is spliced from 2 exons. The record is from RefSeq and is a predicted model, not a curated record. Gene Ontology annotation, molecular function: oxidoreductase activity, acting on CH-OH group of donors; flavin adenine dinucleotide binding.